Molecule: messenger RNA, 376 nt
Organism: Malaclemys terrapin pileata
Lineage: Eukaryota; Metazoa; Chordata; Testudines; Emydidae
Product: cytochrome c oxidase assembly factor 6 homolog
Exons: 1
Coding region: 8-247 (79 amino acids)
Biological process (GO): respiratory chain complex IV assembly
Cellular component (GO): respiratory chain complex IV; mitochondrion
Source: RefSeq, a predicted model, not a curated record
AAUAAAAAUGUCAGCGCCAUCAAUGGAGGAAAGGAAGGCUUGCUGGGGAGCCAGGGAUGAAUACUGGAAAUGCUUAGAUGAAAAUAUGGAAGAUGCAUCUAUGUGUCAGAAGCUUAGAUGUUCUUUUGAAUCUAGGUGUCCACAGCAAUGGGUAAAAUACUUUGACAAAAGAAGAGACUUUUUAAAAUACAAAGAACAGCUUCAAGCAGGAGAAUAUCAGCCUCCUGGGACUACUGAAAAUUCAUAGCUACACAUCAACUUAUUGAAACACAAUCAAUGAAAGAAUAAUCUUAUGGAAGAGAAGUACUGAAAUAUGACAAGAACUCUGAGUUAAAACUAACUGUACUGUAUCUCUAGAAAUUCAUGCUGCUUUCCU